Molecule: messenger RNA, 2510 nt
Organism: Rhineura floridana
Lineage: Eukaryota; Metazoa; Chordata; Lepidosauria; Squamata; Rhineuridae
Gene: HSPA2
Product: heat shock protein family A (Hsp70) member 2
Exons: 1
Coding region: 115-2025 (636 amino acids)
Biological process (GO): cellular response to unfolded protein; protein refolding; vesicle-mediated transport
Cellular component (GO): cytosol; plasma membrane; cytoplasm
Molecular function (GO): heat shock protein binding; misfolded protein binding; ATP-dependent protein folding chaperone
Source: RefSeq, a predicted model, not a curated record
GGUUUUCAGUUGGGAGUGGCUGUUUCUGAAGCUGAGCGACAGACGCGCGGCCUAGUGAGCGACUCUUGUACUAGCGGAGCUUCUGAGAGGUAUCCGGAUCGCGUGGCUGUCAUCAUGUCCGGCAAAGCGCCUGCCAUAGGCAUUGACUUGGGCACCACGUACUCCUGCGUGGGGGUGUUUCAGCAUGGGAAGGUGGAGAUCAUUGCGAACGAUCAAGGCAACCGCACGACGCCCAGCUACGUGGCCUUCACCGACACCGAGCGCCUCAUCGGGGAUGCUGCCAAGAACCAGGUGGCCAUGAAUCCCAACAACACCAUCUUUGACGCCAAGCGCCUCAUUGGCCGCAAAUUUGAGGACCACACUGUGCAGUCCGAUAUGAAGCACUGGCCUUUCUGUGUGGUGAGCGAAGCUGGGAAGCCAAAGGUGCAGGUGGAGUACAAGGCGGAGGUCAAGACCUUCUUCCCUGAGGAGAUCUCCUCCAUGGUGCUGACCAAGAUGAAGGAAAUAGCCGAGGCUUACUUGGGCCGCAAAGUCCAGAGCGCUGUUAUCACCGUGCCUGCGUACUUCAAUGACUCCCAGCGCCAAGCCACCAAGGAUGCUGGCACCAUCACAGGCCUCAACGUUCUGCGGAUCAUUAAUGAGCCCACAGCGGCUGCUAUUGCCUACGGCUUGGAUAAAAAAGGCAGUGGGGGCGGGGAGAAGAAUGUGCUGAUCUUUGACCUUGGCGGUGGCACCUUUGAUGUAUCCAUCUUGACCAUUGAAGAUGGCAUCUUUGAGGUAAAAUCUACUGCAGGUGACACUCACCUGGGUGGUGAAGACUUUGAUAGCCGCAUGGUGAGCCACUUUGUGGAAGAAUUUAAGCGCAAACACAAGCGGGACAUCGCUGGCAACAAGCGAGCCGUCCGGCGGCUCCGCACAGCCUGUGAGAGGGCAAAACGCACCCUGAGCUCCUCCACCCAGGCCUCUAUUGAGAUCGACUCAUUGUUUGAUGGGAUUGACUUUUACACAUCCAUCACCCGUGCCCGCUUUGAGGAACUCAAUGCUGAUCUCUUCCGUGGCACUCUUGAGCCAGUGGAGAAGGCCCUGCGUGAUGCGAAGCUGGACAAAGGGCAAAUCAAUGAGAUUGUGCUAGUUGGUGGUUCCACUCGUAUCCCCAAGAUCCAGAAGCUGUUACAGGACUUCUUUAAUGGCAAAGAGCUCAACAAAAGCAUCAAUCCUGAUGAAGCUGUGGCCUAUGGUGCUGCAGUGCAGGCUGCUAUCCUGAUGGGUGACAAGUCGGAGAAUGUGCAGGACCUGCUGCUCCUUGAUGUAGCACCACUGUCACUGGGUAUCGAGACAGCUGGUGGUGUGAUGACUGCCUUGAUCAAACGCAACACAACUAUUCCCACCAAGCAGACACAGACCUUCACCACUUAUUCAGACAACCAGAGCAGCGUCCUGGUGCAGGUGUAUGAGGGCGAGCGAGCCAUGACUAAGGACAAUAAUCUGUUGGGCAAGUUUGACCUGACAGGUAUCCCACCAGCCCCCCGUGGUGUGCCUCAAAUCGAAGUCACUUUUGACAUUGAUGCAAACGGCAUCCUCAAUGUCACAGCCGUGGACAAGAGCACAGGCAAAGAGAACAAGAUCACAAUUACCAAUGACAAGGGCCGCCUCAGCAAGGAUGACAUUGACCGCAUGGUCCAGGAAGCAGAGCAUUACAAGGCAGAGGAUGAGACCAACCGGGAACGUGUGGUUUCCAAGAACGCCCUGGAGUCUUAUGCAUACAACAUCAAGCAGACUGUGGAUGAUGACAAGCUGAAAGGCAAGAUUAGUGAGCAGGACAAGCAGAGGGUGCUUGAGAAGUGCCAAGAGGUGAUCGGCUGGCUCGAUCGCAACCAGAUGGCUGAGAAGGAGGAGUUUGAGCACAAGCAGAAGGAGCUGGAGAAGCUUUGCAACCCCAUCAUUGCUAAACUGUACCAGGGCGCUGGAGCUGCAGGUGCUGGGGGCACUCCAGGUGGUGGACCCACCAUUGAAGAAGUAGACUAGACUGGACUGGACUGUAAGAGCAAUUGCCAUCUGCUCUUUGUUUUUCUUCAUUCAGUCCCUGCCAUUGCUGGUUUUUUUUCCCCUGUGGGUGUGUCUGGCACAGAGCUUGGAAAAGUUACUUUUUUAAAAACUACAAUUCCCAUCAGCCCCAGCCAGCAUGGCCACUGAAGUGGGCUGAUGGGAGUUGUAGUCCAAAAAAGUAACUUUUCCAAGCUGUGGUCUGGCAGGAGGUAUUAACUUGUUCUCUACUUUUACCAGGGAAAGAAAAGUCAGCUUAAAAGUUUGUUGCAUAUAAUGUUUGUCUUUGUGUUCAGAUACCCAUGCUAGUUGGUGGAUUUCUGUUUAUGUUCACUGUUCUUGAAGUACCUACUUGAGCGUUACAAUCGAGAGAGAAACAUUUCAAGAGGGCAUGGAAAACAUUAAAACACACACACAAAAAAGCUUUCUUGUUACUUUUUGGUCUGGUUAUUUUGAAAUUUUGGUAA